This is a messenger RNA of Macaca mulatta (Rhesus monkey), 2658 nucleotides long. RefSeq names its product taste receptor type 2 member 31. The record is from RefSeq and is a predicted model, not a curated record. NCBI's taxonomy places the organism in Eukaryota, Metazoa, Chordata, Mammalia, Primates, Cercopithecidae. Gene Ontology annotation, cellular component: membrane. Gene Ontology annotation, molecular function: G protein-coupled receptor activity; bitter taste receptor activity. Gene Ontology annotation, biological process: G protein-coupled receptor signaling pathway; sensory perception of taste; detection of chemical stimulus involved in sensory perception of bitter taste.
CAAACACUAGACUUCAGAGAAACUUUACCAAAGUCCUAAGAAUCAGAUAUGUGUUUGAUAAAUAAAUAUCAUUCAUGGGCUGAAAACUGUGAGUGUGAGAAUAGGACUAAUUUCAUCUGGAUAACCUCUUGGAAACUGAUUUUUUGUUUUGGAAGUUACGAGAAAAUAAUUUGUUCCAUUCAUAAGCGGUGUGCCCAUGCAUGCAUAUGUAUGUGUAUUUCUGAGCUUGUGACUAAUGAAAUUAUACAAAAGUAUUAGCAGCAACCAGAUCUUAUGGAGUACUGGCCUGCCUGUGGUUCUCAAGAAAAUCUUAGAUGCUUUUGCUAAAAGCAGUUUGGAUUCUGCGUAUUUAAAUCUGGCAUUUAAAAUGUCAAUAUAGGUGAUUAUCUUAGUUAAGAACAAGCUCCCUUUAAGAACGUAGACAUUUACAACAUGAACUAUGUAUUGGAUUAUAAAACUUCCCUAACAACUGAAGUCGUUAAAGACAAAUGAUGGAUAGCUUACACAAGGAAAAAUUGCAAACACUGAAAGAGAAUAUGCUCCUAUUUGUGUACUAGCAAAUGAGGAUUCAUGUUUCCUGUCAAUUUCAGUAUGAAUAAUUCCAGCCUAUAAAAGGAACAGACAAUGAAUGAAUGAGUUAAUUUGAGUUGUUUGAAAAUAAGAAUGUUUUCCAUAAAGAGAUCACUGAACUCAUCAAUUAACAUGCCAUGGUGAUUUCUGGCUUGACAGUGGUCACAACAUUUAAAAGUAAAAAGAAUGAGCAAGCACAUUCACAAAUUAGGUGCAUAUAGAAUUUAAGGUCAGGAUAUUCAAGCAAUCACAACCAGUCAUAUUUCAUUGAGAGGUGAAGCCAUCUGGACUUCCUGGGUCGAGUGGGGAUUUGGAGAAGUAUUCUGUAGCCAUCAUGGGGAUUGUAAAGUGCACCAAUAGGCGCUCUGUGGCUAGCCAGAGGAUUGUAAAAUGCACCAAUGAAUCCUCUGUAAAAGGCACCAAUCAGCGUUCUGUAAAAUGCUCCAAUCAGUGCUCUGUAAAACGCACCAAUCAACAGGAUCCAAAAAGUAGCCAAUCACAGGGAUGACUGAAAAAGGGCACUCUGAUAGGACAAAAACUGAACAUGGGAAGGGACAAAUAAGGGAAUAAAAGUGGCUGUUCCAGCCGGCAGCAAAAACCCAGUCAGGUUCCCUUCAAUGCUGGGGAAGGGUUGUCCUGUUGUUCUUCACAAUAAACCUUGCUACCGCUCAGUCUUUGGGUCCAUGCUAUCUUUAAGAGCUGAAACCUGGCUACCGCUCAGUCUUUGGGUCCGUGCCAUCUUUAAGAACUAUAACACUCACUGCAAAGAUCCGUGGCUCCACUCUGGAAGUCAGUGAGACCACGAACCCACCUGCAGGAACCAACUCCAGACACAACAUCAGCAUUUAAAAAUUUUCUUUUUGUCUAUUGAGACAUGAUAACUUUUCUAUCCAUCAUUUUUUCCAUUCUAGUAGUGGUUACAUUUGUUAUUGGAAAUUGUGCUAAUGGCUUCAUAGCGUUGGUAAAUUCCACUGAGUGGGUCAAGAGACAAAAGAUCUCCUUUGCUGACCAAAUUCUCACUGCUCUGGCGGUCUCCAGAAUUGGUUUGCUCUGGGUAUUAUUAUUAAAUUGGUAUGCAACUGUGUUGAAUCCAGCGUUUUAUACUAUAGAAGUAAGAACUACCACUUAUAACGUCUGGGCAGUAACCAGCCAUUUCAGCAACUGGCUUGCUACUAGUCUCAGCAUAUUUUAUUUGUUCAAGAUUGCCAAUUUCUCCAACCUUAUUUUUCUUCACUUAAAGAGGAGAGUUAAGAAUGUCAUUCUGGUGAUGCUGUUGGGGCCUUUGCUGGUUUUGGCUUGUCAUCUUUUUGUCAUAAACAUGAAUCAGAUUGUACAGACAAAAGAAUAUGAAGAAAACAUGACUUGGAAGAUCAUAUUGAGGAAUGCGAUUUAUCAUCCAGAUAUGACUGUAACCACGCUACAGAACUUAGUACCUUUCACUCUGACGCUGAUAUGUUUUCUGCUGUUAAUCUGUUCUCUGUGUAAACAUCUCAAGAAGAUGCAGCUCCAUGGCAAAGGAUCUCAAGAUCCCAGCACCAAAGUCCACAUAAAAGCUUUGCAAAUUGUGAUCUCCUUCCUCUUGUUAUGUGUCGUUUACUUUGUGUCUGUAAUUAUAUCAAUUUGGAGUUUUGAGAGUCUGGGAAACAAACCUGUCUUCAUGUUCUGCCAAGCUAUUAGAUUCAGCUAUUCUUCAGCCCACCCAUUCAUCGUGAUUUGGGGAAACAAGAAGCUAAAGCAGAUUUUUCUUUCAGUUUUGUGGAACGUGAAGUACUGUGUGAAAGGACAGAAGCUUUCAUCUCCAUAAAUUCCCAAGAGGGGCAUUGUGUGUCUUCUAGCAGAAAACAAACUGGUGGUGUAUGAAACAUUUUCUAUUUCUUACUGUGUUUUCUGUAAUGUAUGUGUAUGAGUAAUUUCCAGACAUAUACCUAGAAAAGUCUUUCACCUAAAAUUAGUCAAAAGAAGUAUACGUGUGUGUGUGUGUGUAAUUUAUAUGAAAAACUUAAGAACACUGACAAUAACAUAUGCUUUUUUUGUUUUUUCACAUGAACUGCCAAAUUAUACAAAAUAUGACAAAAAUUACUCAGAAUU